AACUGCGUUGAACAGUUGAGUGUUGCUUGAAAUGUCGAAUUUGUGCGUCGGUCAUUAUUUGGGUUGUGUUGUGGAAGCCUAUUUUGCCCUCAAUGAAACAAAUUUGUGAUUGUUUUCACUAUUAUGCUCUGGCUGGAAUGUUGGAUUGAACCCAGUUUAUGAGCUUUGUGAACGAACAGCAGCACAUUUCGGUUUUCAUGCUGGCAGUUUAGAGUUCGUCAAGAUGUUGAACCAAGCAGCUGUGGAAGCGUUAUACUCGGCAACUUAUGUCGAAAACUACCUGGAUUGUACGGAAAACCUCCCCGACGAAUUGCAAAGACACCUUUCCCGUAUGCGAGAGCUAGAUGUGGAAUACCAAUCAUUUGUAUCAGCGUUUAUGCGGAGAUUGGCGAAUCAACUUGAAGCGGUUCGAAACUCUGUUGAGGACUCAGCUCAAUGGAGGCGGGCACUUCUUCGGGCUCAGAAGGAACUUAUUGCAGCUCAAGAAGUAGGAGAUGAAAAGCUGCACAUUAUGAGUCAACUUCAAGAGCAUAUUGAUAACAAGGUCCGACAAAUGGAUAUUGACCUUCGUAAUUUGGACUACGGUAAAGAGCAGGAAUCCAAUGAUACUGGAAAAGAUACAUCCAAUUCAGGUGCAAAUUCAGGUGGUACUCGUACUGACAAUGGCACUGGUUCAAGCGGUGCUGGAGGAGAACGUUCUUCAAAGAGAUCUAGAAGAACAAGAACAGAUGCUGUGGGUGCAACAUCUCAAGGCGACACUGCCAACAAUUCACCAGAUGUUACUGCCACACCAGAAUUGCCACCCAGACGAGAGGCAGCCCCCGUACGGUCCUCUGUAAGCAACACAUCCACUGGGAAGAAAGCUGCUGCAGGUGCUGGCAAGAAAAAGAAGAGGAAAUCAAGAGGCUCAUCAUCAGCUGCUACACAGUCUUCAUCACAAGCAGUCCAGGAUCAGACUCCUCCUCGUGAUGAUGAGCUGGCCAUAGACCCUGAUGAACCUACAUAUUGCCUUUGUGAUCAGAUAUCUUUUGGUGAAAUGAUUCUUUGUGACAAUGAUCUCUGCCCGAUUGAAUGGUUUCACUUUGGUUGUGUGGCUCUAUCCACUAAACCUAAAGGGAAGUGGUUCUGUCCCAAAUGCCGUGGAGACAGGCCUAGUAUUAUGAAACCUAAAGCACAGUUCUUGAAGGAAUUGGAGAGGUAUAAUAAGGAAAAGGAAGAAAAGUCAUAAAAUUAAGAUUUUAUUUAAUUUGCACAUAAUGUAGAACAUGUUUUCUUCUGUUAUUUUAUUUUGACAUUAUAAAUGUCUGUGUACAAACUUGAUGCUGAAUGUGAUCAGAUACUGCUAAUUAUUUUAAUUGCGCAUCUAAUGUUCUGUGUACAAGUUUCUUAAAUCUUCUAUUAUAAAAGAUUAAUUAGGUUGUCUUGUUUUUUCUUCCUUUCAAACUUAAGAAAUUUUUAAAAGUAUUGUGUGAGGAAAGCCGAUUUCAAUCAUUGAUGUGAUCACCCUACGUGAAGAAUGUAUCCUGACUGUUCAGUUUUCUUUUAUCCUGCAGACGUACAAAAUGUUAUUUUUUUAAUUUUUGUUUAUGAAAUGUAUCAAUAGAAAUGUAUUGUGUAUUUCUAAAGUGAGAUACUAUUUAAACACUUUACUGUUUUAUGUAUGUGCUUUGUGUCUUCUGAUUAUGUGCAAUCAGUUCACAAUUCUGUAUAUUAAAUUUAUUUUAUAAAUAUUUUAUCUUUUCUGCGACCUUUAUAGAUUACUCUAUCUCAUCUGGUCAGUAUCAUUACUUAGGUUAUAGAAGUGUAUUUUUGCUAAUUUGAGGAAUUAAUAGUUUAAAACUGCACUCUCGAUUUCAAUGCCUAGAUUCUAGAUAUUACAUUGGGAAGACAAGCUUGCUUACAUGCUGCCAUUUUCAGGGCUUGUUACUAUCCUGAAACAUUGAAUGCUGUUCUAAUGAAUUGAGCUGUAUUUGUACCUUUUCAUAUAUAUCAGAGCACUCAGUGGUUGAAACUGUAGUGUCUACUUGUGCAGAAACAGUCCACUUCCAGGCCCAAGUUGAAACCACCAUUAUCUCCUAUAAUGAUCAUUAUUAUGCAAUUUGUGCAUUAAAUUUCAGAACAAUUUAAGUUCAAAUUGCUGAUGUAGCCUUUGAGCACACAACAUAAAUGCAUGGCAUUGAGAUCAAUAAGAUGUUUCUGACUAAGAAUUGUUCAUGCAUCAAGUGUACACAAUAACGGUAAUUCAAUUCAGCAAAUCAUUCCUUAAUUAAUCUAUUGUUAGAAUUCUGUCUAGAAUGUGAAGCAGCACAGCGCUGUGAGGUGCAUUCGUCUUGGAGGCAAGGAGAUCUCCUUGUUCAAGGUCUUUAAACCUGUAACCAUCGGCUGUGAACAUAUCUAUGAAAUAAAAUUGAAACAUUAGGGCAACCAUU
Molecule: messenger RNA, 2429 nt
Organism: Frankliniella occidentalis (western flower thrips)
Lineage: Eukaryota; Metazoa; Arthropoda; Insecta; Thysanoptera; Thripidae
Product: inhibitor of growth protein 1
Exons: 4
Coding region: 224-1228 (334 amino acids)
Biological process (GO): positive regulation of DNA-templated transcription
Cellular component (GO): nucleus
Source: RefSeq, a predicted model, not a curated record